AUGGAGGUGUCGGCCGCGCCCCUCGACUUCAGCCUGGCGGCCGUGCGGGGCAGCCGCGAGCAGCCCGCGGGCCUGUCGCGCGCCACCGCGCACUCCGCCUUCCGCGUCGUCACGCCCGCCAAGGCCAAGACAGAAACGAGCCCGCCCCCGACCGGCGCCAUCAAGUUCGCCAUCAGCCGGCUAGUGGAGCGCGCCGAGCCGCCCCCGCCGCCCCCGCAAGGUCGGAGUGACGUCACCACGAUGACGGAGGCGGCCUCCCAGCCGCAGGCGGAGCGACCGCGAUCGCGCACGCCCUCGCCGGAAGCCGAGCACGACCACGACCCCGACUGCGACGACGCAGACGUCGACGUGGACGUCGAGGUGGAGGAUAGCCCGCCGCCCUCACCGGAGCCCGUCACCCAGGUGCCGCCCCCGCCGCCGCCCCCGCACCCGGCGCCGCUCAAGCGCUCCGAGACGGACCCCAGUGGCGGCGGGGACUACUUCCUGGCGCGCCAGCUGUCGGCGCCGUCGGCGGCGAGCUUCGCCUUCCCGCCCUCGCUGUACCCGUCUGCGGCGGCCGCCCACCAGCAGCAGCACAAGGACCUGGUCGACGGCAACCGCAACCUGCUGGCCGCGCCCUCGCUCUACUUCAGCCUCGGCGCUGUCCAGGGCACCGGGGGCGGCUCGGGGGCGGCCGGCGCGUCCGCCGAGGAGGAGCAGCUGUUCCGGCUGCGGCACUCGCUGAUGGGCCAGUACCACGACCACCACCACCACCAUCUGCUGCGCGGCGUCGGCGUGGGCGUCGGCGUGGGCGUCGGCGUCCCGCUGGGCGACGUCUACAGCUGCGUCAAGUGCGAGAAGAUGUUCUCGACGCCGCACGGGCUCGAGGUGCACGCGCGGCGCUCGCACAACGGCAAGCGGCCCUUCGCCUGCGAGCUCUGCAACAAGACCUUCGGCCACGAGAUCAGCCUCAGCCAGCACCGGGCUGUCCACAACGUGGAGAAGGUCUUCGAGUGCAAGCAGUGCGGCAAGUCGUUCAAGCGCUCCUCUACGCUGUCGACGCACCUGCUCAUCCACUCGGACACGCGGCCCUACCCCUGCCAGUUCUGCGGCAAGCGCUUCCACCAGAAGUCCGACAUGAAGAAGCACACCUACAUACACACCGGGGAGAAGCCGCACAAGUGCCAAGUGUGCGGCAAGGCGUUCAGUCAGUCCUCGAACCUCAUCACCCACAGCCGCAAGCACACGGGUUUCAAGCCGUUCGCCUGCGACCUGUGCGGGCGCGCCUUCCAGCGCAAGGUGGACCUCCGCCGCCACAAGGAGACGCAGCACACGGAGCUGAGGCCGGUGGCGUAGUGGCCGCUCUGCGGCGGUGCCGCGCCCUCCGCCGCCGCCGCCUCCGCCACCGCCGCCUCCGCCGCCUCCGCUGCCCCCGCCUUUUCGCCCCCGCCGGGACACCAUCCGGUGCCGCCGCGCCAGUAGAAGAUUCCAGAAUCCAGCUCGCCGCCUUCCUACUCGCAGCGAAGGGGGGUGCCGGAUCCGAGAGGUGUGCACCUCUCAGUACAGCAGCAGAGACUGUCGGGUUUGUCGACGUGCGCAUCACUCACGCCGACAAUCGCCUGGAUCGACGACAGACACUGUGCCGACUCCAGCAGAGGCCGCGGCUGCUCCACUUCCGCGGACGCCAUCAGAAGGCAGAACGUGCUCGGAAGAGACUCGAAGGAAGUACGAAGGAACUCGUCCCAUACCUAUGUCUCCUCGAGUCGUCUCAGAAGCACUGUGGACGAUAGAAACUUUGUAUUCUGUUACCUCUGUAAUGGACCUCAGUGUUUCUGGCAUUUCUGGAGAACGUACGCUGGCGCUUCUUCACGUACAAAAUGUUAACGUUGCCACGACCGCUGUGGACGAACAAUGACGACACUCUCUCUUCUGAAUACGGAAGCUACAGUGAAGUGUGUACCUUGUUUAAUUGUGGAGCAAAACAGAUUCUGGGACGUGUAUAUUUCAAGAGGGGCGGACUUCUAACGAUGAGCUUCAAAACUCACGUUUCCACUAAAGUCUUUCUAAUUUCCCUUCGGCAACUCCGCUGAACUGUUAUAACCGUCUGAAUCUUUCAAAGUGCAGGUAAUGCAGAAAUGACAACAUGGAUCUCUCAUUAACGGUACUUUUAUUUCGCAAAACCGGUUUCUGGUCCGCUUACCACCUUCUGGGAAUUAUAGAAGCUGUUCGAAAUUUGUAGCGGUUUUAGUGCAUGCAGGGACAUUUUGGAGUCUCGUACUUCAGUGGUAAUGCGAUAAAUUACGGAAAGUAAAGCACUACACAUUUUGUUGCUGAAAGAUAACGUGAGAUGUAAAUGUAUAUUCGUUCGAGGCCGGUUUAACGAAAUAAAAUAAUCGUUAAUUACCCAAUCUCCGUACACCGACCUUCCGACAAGUCAUGGAAAGACCUGUUACAACAUCUGUAAGCAGUGCUGAUGAUACAUCUAGCUUUGUUUAUACGUCUUAUUUUAUUUGCAAUUGAUGUCAGUGUUAGUUUAUUCCAUCUCGAGGCUCAUCUCUGACACUAGGUGAUGGUAUGUAUACCGGGUAAUCAUCACAGUACCUUCUGUGAGAUGUAUAAUGCUGAUUAGCAUGUAUUCUCACAAUCGCCUGGUAUAAUAGACGCAUCUGGAGAUGAUGUAAUGUAACACCUAAAUCGAUUGCGAAUGAAAUAAGACCUGCAAAUACAGCUGUAUGUGUCAUCCCUACUAUAUAAACAUAAUCGUUUAUGUGUUGUUAGUGACUCUCAUUACUGCAUUACCUGCCGCAGCAGUCAUUUAGCCUUACCUAUCCUGUCUGAGUAAAAUAAUCUUUCAAAUUCGACAAAAAUUCCAGAAUGUUAUUUUGUUCCAGAAUCAUUCCGUUUUGCUGUUGAAACAUAUCAAAGUAUUUCGGAUACUGUUGCUAAACCAAAGUAAUGUGUUAAUAAAACAUUAUUUACCAAAGUCUACCAUCGAUGGUACAGAAAUUUAGAUUUAUGAAAUGACUCAAGUAGCUCCGAAAGCUGAUAGCUCUACCUUGAGAACUGGGUCUAGGAGACCGUGAUUUCGGCGAAAUUUUCAGUGCAAGUCGACGAUUAUUUCUUUAAAACUGUACUAGGCUUUUUCGUACAGUCAGAUAAUUUGUUACCAAAGAAAAUAAUAAGCUAUUAUUUAUUUAAAUAUUUAUGACAUGUAGACGAUACAUUUGUUUGAUGUGAGUGUUAUUAAUUACAUAUGCGAAUGAAGUGAAUUUUAUCGGAGAUGUGUGAAUAGUUGUGUAUGUCAUUGUUCCUGUGAUAACAAGGUGUGUAGACGGUCAGACUGACCUCUUUGUGUGUGUGUGUGUGUGUAGUGUCGCCACACAUUUCAUUAGCUCGUUCCAUAUCGGACAUUCCUCCAACUCCAUCAUUCCGAUUCCAGGUGUAAUAUAUUGUUUGUCGGCAUAGUGCAAUGUUAUGUACAAAAUUAUUUUUUUAAUAUUUAGAGAUCUAUAGUUUUACUUGGUAUCAAUGUACAAGGAGAAAUCGGUAGACGUUUCUGAAACAUGAACAGGUAAUAAUUCGCUUGACUUUGAUGCAAUUGUAGCCAAACACCAAAGCUCCAUAUUUAUUCAAGAGAUGUCUUGACAUCCGGUUGGCGCCUGAGGCUCGCUAUUUUUUUGCUACGUGUAUUUGGUACCUGCUUUACAGAGAGGGUUUGUAUACUUGUUUCUCGUUGCAUACAGAGAAUGUGAAAGCGGUAUAAGAACUGAACGAGAUUACUGAACAGUACAAUAUCUAUGAGUGUUUUCAUUGUUGAAUGUAAUCGCAACAACUGACUUUUCGUUAAGGAGAAAUGCGUGAAUCCUUACAUAAAUGAUUAGUGAUAAUGAAUUCCAGUUAAAAAUGUAAUAUUUAAUGACUUAUUGCACUCUUCUAAUUUGGGAAGUCUACUAGGUCACUAUCAGUGACGCAAGAACAACGAAAUUUAGCACAACUGCAUAAACUUUCUUAGUUUUCAGAUUACAACUCAUUUUAAAAUUUCGAUUGGUUCCUUGAGUUUAUCAUCUUCAUCAUAUUCUCUUGUGAGUUUUAACAUAGUACGAGAAGUAUGCCUCCGCUUCGUCAGUGAACUUCGAUUUGUGAACGUUUGUUACACAGCGCUGGCAGCUUCCCAGUCAUACCAAUACUAGCCAUAAAAGUAUUCUUACGUGAGCCUACUGCUCUCUUUGACACUCUAACAUUAAAAUUGUCAGUUCCAGAAUAAGGAAAUAAGUGUUAAUGACAGAUACUGGUUGAAUCCCGCACUACCGCGUUGGUCCACGUCCUAUCGGAAUUGGUUUCUGUGUUGCUUUUAUCACGCCCGUUGCGAAGUGCCAAGUCUGUGUCUGUCUUCAUUGAGGAUUUAUAUUAACUUACCAGUGAGAAUGGAAAGAAAGCAGGUAAACUACUCGUUUCGUGUUGCCAAAAUUAACAUCCUCACCAGAUGGACGGUUCAACAUCAAUAGCGUCUUAUGGUCUCGCAAAACGAGUCACUGCGGAAAGAUUUAGAAUUUAGUUUGUAACCUUGGCUCAAAAUCCAGUGUUCAGAAGUUUCACACUCACUGUGUCGGCCAAAUAACGGCGAGUAAAGAUUGUUCCGCUCCUAGUAAUUCGAACGGUCCGCCAUGGUACCACCAUGGUACUGUUACGCUCUGGCGACCACGACUGGUCAAGGAUGUUCACCUUUCAUCGUACCAGCAGCUGUGCAACUGUUAUCAGGACAUCUCCUCUGCGUCAGUAACAUAAGACUUUCGCAGAAGAGCAACUACGUCUGCAGUAUACAGUCACCAGAUUGUGAGACGAUGAAGUGCUUUUUUUAAAUCAUUAUGUAUUUAUGUGAUCGCUAUUCCGCCUGGUGUGAUGAGGCCCGCCACGACUUCUUCUCUGAGCCAAUGUCUUAUCUUCUGAUUUGCUCUUGCACUCAACGUUCUUCAUUAUUUGAUUCAUAUGUUUCGACAUUUCUUCUGCAGUUAUUUCCCUCGACAUCUCCUUAUAGCACCACACACGUUAUUUUGUUAAGUCUUACCAUAAUUGCUGUCAUCCUAUUGCUUCUUAUAGGCAGUGUCUUUGAGAUAUACCAUUGUUCGCCGAUCAUGCUGAGACUACACAAGCAACUCACUACGUUCUCCUCCCACCACUGAAGGCAUUAUCCGUUUCAUUAGCGCCAUCAAAUUGAGCCUCCACGAAUCCUCCAUCAAGCCACUCUGGCUGUCAGUUCCUUGUAUCAUAUAUAUAUGCAACGUAGGUAGAAAUAUCCUCACCACCACCAACACCCCACAGACCCCAUCUCCACAAGCCUCACAAAUUACAUCUCCUAACUUUUCUUCCAUACCUGGGGCUCCAAUGUCAACUACUUAUUCUCAUCCUUUGUCCACUCUCCAUCGGAAUUUUGUCCUAUCAACCUGUUACCUUGAGGUGGUCAGCAAAGAAGAACCGAUAUCAUUAACAUUCCUCAGCAACUCAUCAUCUCCAAACAGCUCACCAUACAAAGUCAACCCCACCGAGUUCACAUCACUGUGCAUCGUUUAUCACCUCUCAAUAUUUUUAUACCACUUUUAUGUUUUAAAGCCUGUACACUGAUGAGCGACCAUAUCACUGCUGCCAGCUCAUGAGGAACUGAAAUUGCAACAAAUGAAAAAAGUUCAGGCUUACGACGUUCCAUGCUUCUUUAUCAGCACGUUCCCUUCAAAGCUUUAGCCGAUUAGCGUAUUUUCUUUCAUACGGAUCUCCACAGCAAAGUCGGCAGACUUGGCGGUUGUGGAUACGCCAGGACAGGCACUCCGCCGCCUGCGACGCAAACACGCGGGCCCCGGCGUUCCCUAAGAAGCGAGCGGCGGCCGUCUCGGGUUACGCCUCACUCUGCCUCCGCUCCGCCCCCCGGCGUGCUGCUGAAAGCACUCCUCGCUCAAGAUUCUCGCCGGAUACUUCGGAGGCGGUUUCCGAUGUCAGCUCGCUAGCAGCGCGAGGGGCCGCAGGCGGGGGGCGGAAUCUCGUUUAGGCGGCAACCCCGGACCCGCUGCCGCACCUCCGCAAUGCGUUCACGGCCUGCGGGGGCGGAAAGAUUUUGGCGCCCGCGUCGCGUUACCCGACGAUGCCGGCGCGCCAGGGGUUGCAGCCCCCUCCACCCUAUUCCCGUAACAACCCCUUCAUUUAUUCCGUCGCCUUAGGCGUCUCACCCCUCUUGUCCGCACACCUUUCGUUGUUCAUCCGUCUCACAAGUUGCCAUCGUGUUCCUCGCUGACUCGGCGCUUUCGUGUUUCCUCAUCACACUUCCACCAACUGACUGGUCUCGAAUGGUUCUCCUUCAGUCUUACCCACUCAGCGCGCAUUUUACAGUGGAUCAGAGAGCAUGAGCGGAAGUUAUUCCACAAAAAUAGAGUGCUUUGGGGAGAAGGGAGGGGGGAUUCAAGUCCAACUGCCUGUUAGCCGCAACUAAAAAUCCACAACUUUUUUUAAAUAUUGGCACUGGCUCUCAUUCCAUGCACCUCAUUAUUCUAGGAGAUUACGUGUGUGGCUAGGGUCUCCCGUCGGGUAGGCCGUUCGCCUCGUGCAAGUCUUUCGAGUUGACGACACUUCGGCAACUUGCGUAUCGAUGGGGAUGAAAUGACGGUGAUAAGGACAACACAGCAGCCAUUACCUGAGCGGAGAAAAUCAACGACCCAGCCGGGAAUCGAACCCGGGCCGUUAGGUACGAUUUUCCGUCGCGCUGACCACACAGCUACCGUUCCAGGAGAUCUACCACACGAGCCACUUACAUCUAAACCUCCAGCUGUCCGACACUCAGACCAGUACCAAAUGUUGGAUAUAGACAGAGUAUCAACGAAAACACCGAUUUAGUAUGUACUGUGUGCUGUCGUCCAGGAGGAAGGGCGUAAACGUUAAUUAAGAGUAACACCAGACCUACGAAACACACGAAAGGCAUAACUGUGAGUACCUAAUAGGUAUAGGUUCCGUGGGGAAGUUACUGUAGCGUUAGAUCAUCGUAGCAAAGACCCUGGGUUCAUGCCCCAAUGAUGACAAUUAUUUUUUACUGUAUUAUACGUGAAAGUGUUGUAUGGGACUAUUAACACUUCCGCACGUGUGAAUCAAUUGUUUUUUAUCCUACUGUUCCGAUUAUUUAUGUUUAUUCUGUGAAAUUAUAAAUGAACUAGCUGCUUCAUCACUAGUGGAGUCUGCUCUGUCGCACCUGUGCGACAGAGUACACACCUAUCUAUACAAAUGUUCCUAUAAGUUUGACACUUUCAGCUAACGAAACGAAAGCAGACUGCAAAAGAACAUUGCUACAAGCUCCGAAAAGUCCUUUUACAUGUCAGGAAAAUGUUCUCCCAUGUAACAGUUUUAUGCGUAAAUAGUUAAAAAAAUUGUGUGUAGUGUGGUUUGAACGCAGGACCUUUAAAACCACGAAUUCAUGCUCCGCCAACUCCUCUGCCAGAGAUCUGCAGGGCCACCGCACACAGUUAUACUUUUACUGUACUCCGUGGUUCUUGUGUAACUUUUGAUUACCGUCUAUGGUUCUUCUGGACGACAACACGUAGCACGAACUAAAUCAUUGUUUUGGUUGAUACUCUAUCGACGCACAACGUUUGGUACCGAUCUGAGUGUCUGAUAUCUGGAGGUUUUGGUGUUGGAUCCAAACAUAGACUGAUGCUUAAGUUCCCAAAAACUUCCAUAAUAAAGUAGUUCUACGUUCUAGGGGACUGAUGACCUCAGAUGUUAAGUCCCAUAGUGCUCUGAGCCAUUUGAACCAUUUGAACCUCCGCAGACGAAGUCGCUAGCACAGGGCUGAGCGGUAGCUCUCGCAUCAAAGGAGGGCUUUUCGAGCGCUGAUGGUGAAAGGAAUUUCCACAGUGACUAUAUGGCCUGCGAGGGGUUUAUAUGUGUUGGCGUAGAGUUCCUGACUAUCAGAUUCUGCGGCAAUUUCCUGGAUUAGAUGCCAAACCACUCUGAGAUGUCUCGUGCGGUCAAGAUAGCUAUGUGACACUGUUGAUGGUGAGCCUGACCCGUCUACCGAAUAGGGAUAGUAAACACGGUUAUUUCACCCCCUACGUUCUCUCAUCAUAAAACACAUUCAUGACAGCACAGUACAUGGACAGCCAUUCCACUGUCGUACACCCAACAGAAUCACAUGAGACACAAGUCUAACGAAUAUGGCUGUUGAUAUACUUUCCGGGAUGUGAGGUCGUGGUCCAAGA
This is a messenger RNA of Schistocerca gregaria, 8210 nucleotides long. Its product is annotated as zinc finger protein Gfi-1-like. Gene Ontology annotation, biological process: regulation of transcription by RNA polymerase II. Gene Ontology annotation, molecular function: DNA-binding transcription factor activity; RNA polymerase II cis-regulatory region sequence-specific DNA binding. Lineage: Eukaryota; Metazoa; Arthropoda; Insecta; Orthoptera; Acrididae. The coding region runs from base 1 to 1335 and encodes 444 amino acids. The transcript has 8 exons. The record is from RefSeq and is a predicted model, not a curated record.